Messenger RNA from Puccinia triticina, 2502 nucleotides. RefSeq lists its product as uncharacterized. Lineage: Eukaryota; Fungi; Basidiomycota; Pucciniomycetes; Pucciniales; Pucciniaceae. Bases 1 to 2502 code for a protein of 833 amino acids. The record is from RefSeq and is a predicted model, not a curated record. The transcript has 10 exons.
AUGCUCGACAACAACAUCCUCCUCUCACGCCCACGCCCACCAAUCCUCCAGGAGAGAUCCCCCGCAGGAAUCGACUUCAAGGCCAGCGAGAGCUUCAUCGACGCAUGGUCACAACAGCCACCAGCCGAGAAGGAGGACGAAGAACAGCAACCAAACUCAAUCACCCACGAGUGGGUCGGCGCCAAGACCAGAGAAGAACUGGAAAGCCUGCUCCUGGCGGCCGACCGAGUCAUCCGAGAACGCGAACGCGAUCUAGGCAUCGCAGCCGCAAUAGGCCAGUCCCUCCUCCAAAGCAACAUCGCCCUCCGAGGCCGCCAGCAGAGACUGCUCGCAGAGGUCUCUGGCGAAUCACCACCCUCCAACCAUCGCCAAUUCGAAGACAUCACCAACCGAUCCGAGUAUAUCGAAGGCCGCCCACCCCCCUCACCCAGUGACUACGACCCACAGGACUUGCCUUUCGAACUAUCCCUCAACCUCACCCAACUCCGCAAGCUCGUCAAGGAACUCGACACCCUCCGGGCCGAUCUCCAACAGACCGAGGAACGCAACGCGCUGCUCGAGGAGGAGCGGCUGGCCCAUCUCGAACAGGAGAACAACAAUGUGGGCGAGAUGGUCGAGGAGAUCGUCGGCGACAUGAAACGGCUCAUCAUGGACGACCACGACUCGGCCCUCAAGAUGCGCACCCCCACCAAAUCCACCGCAAACUUCUCCCAGAACCUGCCCAGCAUCCCGAUCGUCCUCGACGAGACUACCACCCCCUCCCCCCUCAGCUGUCCUCGAUCCCAAUCCUCGAGCCUCCUGUCACUCUCACCAAGGCGCUCGACGAUCUCCAACCUCUCCCGCUCUUCGAUCGACUUCCAGAGCAGCCCUCAGGAACGCGCUCUCGUCUCGCAGCUCCUGAACAAGAUUGCCGAGCUCAAGGAGAGCCAGAGCGAGUUCGACCACGAGCGAGAGGAGAUGAAGGCCAAGCUGAGGAAGGCGAGGGAGGAGGUCGAGGAACUCCAGCUGCUCGUCGAGGAUGCCGAGUCGGAGCUACAGCAGGUCAAGCAGCUCGCCUGGGACGACCGACGCGGGAUGAUCGAGUGGGACGGCGAACCCCUCCCCGCAGAUGAACCACCACCAGGAGCAAAGUCCGCGAGAAAAGCCUCUGGGAAUAGAAAGAUGAUCCAGCAGAGUCGCAAGGCCAAGAAACGACAGUGGCCCGCCCCAGAGCAUCAACCUGGUAGCCUCGGGAGCGACAUCACGAUCCCCGAGUCCAACCCGUCCUUAUCCUAUGACCGGGAACCCAGCUCGCCGUCGAUGCGAGGCCAGGCUCUCUCGAGGGCUCGAUUGAACCCGGGCUCCCUCGAAGCUUCCCCAGAGAGCCAGUCGAAAUACUCGCAACUGGCCAGACUACAAGUCGCGUCCAUGUCCUCCUUCCAGACCCUCAGCGAGGGCGAUGAGAGCAUCAGGUCCACCAGCGAGACGCCCCUGCGCACCUUACUCUCCGAGAUCGGCGGUCUCUACCCCGAGGAAGCGAGCCCGGAGGCCACCAGCUCUCCUAUCGUCAAUGGGACCUCCUCCUCCCCAAAUCAGCAGGAUGAUAAGAAGUACGGCGCGCUCGCCCAGCUCGGCCCGCCGCCCUCGAGACGGAUCGUCCAGCAGCAGACGACCUACACCGAGCUCCAACGGGCAGUGGCCGAGACUCCGCUGACGUGGGCGGACGAGACGCCGUCAAGCCAGCGACUGACGACCGAACGCAAGCGGGACUCGACGGAGUGGCUGUACAGCAGCGCGGCCUCGUACCAGCUCGAGAGCUGGUCGGCGAGCAGCUCAGCGACGCUCGGGCUCAUGUCGGCCUCCCGACCCAAGCCGCCUCUCGACGCGCUUCUCCGCCAGCCCAGUCGUCGACGCUCUCCAGCUCGACGACCGUCGGCCGCAUGUCGCCCUCGGAGCGGACGACGACGAGCAAGUCUGAGCGCUCGUCCUCGCACCGGGCGCUCCGUCGGACCAGCCGCCGCCGCCAGGAGGCGCUCCGUCGGCUCGGCAUCCCGUCCUCGACGGACACCUGCUCGUACACCAGCGAGUGCGACUCAGGCGUCGACGGCCGACUGGAACUACAUCGACGCGACCGACCACGACCAUCUCGCGCAGGGCGCGACGGGCACAGACUACUACCCGAUCUCCGUCCGCGCCCGCAACGCGCCGGCGAUGGUCGUCGGCAGGCUGCAGGCCAAGAGCGCCGGCUGGGGCACGUUCGUCUACCAGUGGAUGAAGCUCGUCAGCGUCGUCGGGCUGGCCGUCGGCUGGGCGGUCUGGCAGGGCCCGCGCUCGGCUCUGGACGACGACUUCCCGUUCGGCUCCGCCCAUAACAGGGCCGGGAAGCGGCUCGCUAUCGAACACCCCGCCGCCUCCCGCCCGCCUAGCCUCGACAUCCUGCGUAACCCCGCCACCCCGCGGCUUUCCCGCUCGGCAUCGCCAGACACCGGUCCCGUCCACGGCCCCGGAUCCAGCCCCGAUUGA